Messenger RNA from Neopelma chrysocephalum (saffron-crested tyrant-manakin), 636 nucleotides. RefSeq names its product BCDIN3 domain containing RNA methyltransferase (gene BCDIN3D). The annotation marks the transcript as partial. The transcript has 2 exons. Gene Ontology annotation, biological process: negative regulation of pre-miRNA processing; miRNA metabolic process. Gene Ontology annotation, molecular function: RNA methyltransferase activity; O-methyltransferase activity. Gene Ontology annotation, cellular component: cytoplasm. The record is from RefSeq and is a predicted model, not a curated record. NCBI's taxonomy places the organism in Eukaryota, Metazoa, Chordata, Aves, Passeriformes, Pipridae.
CCCGGCGGAGGGUCCCGAGGGCUCGAUCCGGGAGCGGCUCCCUACGGGAACUUCCCGAAUUAUUCCCGGUUCCACCCUCCCGAGGGCCGCGUCCGCCUCGUGCCCCCCGGGCUCCUCCAGACGCUGUUCCCCGAGGGCCCCCGCCCGCUGCUGGCGCUCGAUGUGGGCUGUAACUCCGGGGAGCUCAGCCUGGCCCUGUACCGGCACCUCCUGGGGCUCCGCGAGGGCGAUUCCCGCCCGGAUCCGGAGGCCGCCGGGAAGCAGCUCAACCUCCUGUGCUGCGACAUCGACCCGGAGCUGAUCCAGAGGGCCCGGCAGAGCAGCCCCUUCCCGGAAUCCGUGUCCUUCGUGCCCUUGGACAUCAUGGAUCCCGGCUCCAGGGACCCCUUCCUGAGCUCCCACCUGGAGCGCUUCGGCCGCUCCCGCUUCGACCUCAUCUCCUGCCUCUCCGUGACCAUGUGGAUCCACCUCCGGCACGGCGACGGGGGCCUGUGGGAAUUCCUGGCGUUCCUGGCCUCCCUGGGCUCCGUCCUGCUCCUGGAGCCGCAGCCCUGGAAGUGCUACCGGGCGGCGGCGCGGCGGCUCCGCAGGGCGGGACGGACGGACUUCGAGCACUUCCGCUCCCUCUCCAUCCGC